CGAGCUCUCAUUCGGCCAGCGGCUGCCUCAGCGAGCACAGCGGAGCCUGCGGGAUGGCGGCGGGCGAGGGCGGGGCCGACGCGCUGCCCCCGCCCUCCCCCUCCUUGCCCGGCCCGCUCCCUGGGCCCGAGCGGGCCUUGGAGGAAGCGGCGGCUUCGGGCAGCCUGAGCCUGGCCGGGCGGCGCCUGAGACACUUCCCCGGAGGAGCAGCCCGGCGCUGGGACCUCAGCGACACCACGCAAGCGGACCUCUCCCGAAACCGCUUUGCCGAGGUCCCCGAAGACGCCUGCCACUUGAUGUCCCUGGAGGGGCUGAGCCUGUACCACAACUGCCUCCGCAGCAUCCCCGCCAUCGCCAACCUCCAAGCCCUCACCUACCUGAACGUCAGCCGGAACCAGCUCUCUUCCCUGCCCUCCUGCCUCAGCCUGCUGCCCCUCAAGGUCCUCAUCGCCAGCAACAACAAGCUGGUCUCCCUGCCCGAUGACAUUGGCACCCUCAGCACCCUCCGCCAACUGGACGUCAGCAGCAAUGAGCUGCAGUCCCUGCCGGCGAGUGUGGGCGGCCUGGAGUCUCUUCGGGACCUCAACGUCCGGAGGAACCAAAUCGCCAUCCUGCCUGAAGAGCUGGCGGAGCUGCCCCUGGUGCGGCUGGACUUCUCCUGCAACCGCGUUGUCCGCAUUCCCACCUGCUACCGCCACCUGCGGCACCUGCAGUCCAUCCUGCUGGAGAACAACCCUUUGCAGUUCCCACCUGCGCAGAUCUGCUCGAAAGGCAAAAUCCACAUCUUCAAAUACCUCAACAUUGAGGCCUGCAGCAAGGCGCGGCCGGACCUGGCAGAGUUCGCACAAGGAGCCCGCCCCGCCGGCUUCGGGACGUGCCUCCCGGACGAUUUCUACCUGCGGCAGUACGGCGGCCUCGACUCGGGCUUCAACAGCGUCGACAGCGGGAGCAAGCGGUGGUCGGGGAACGAGUCCACAGAUGAGUUUUCGGACCUCUCCUUCCGCAUUGCUGAGCUGGCCAGAGACCCCAAGCAGCUGAGGGAGAAGCGCAAUGGGACAGUGGAUGCCGCUGAUCUGGAGCAGAUCGACUACAUCGACAGCAGCGUCAAUGGGGAGGAAGAGGAGGACGAGGUCUCCGUGGGGAAGCCAGAGAGCGCCUCUCUGGGGACGGCACCCACCGAGGACUUCCAGAAGCCCAGGAAGAGCUCCUCUACUUCCCUCCAGAAAACAGGACUUGCGGAGCAGGGCCCGACCGGCAGGGCCAGCCUGCCCAGGCCAGAGCCCUUUGGGGAGGAGCGCCGUCGCCCGGAGAUCCUGCAGCUGUGGCAGGAGAGGGAGCGCCAGCAGAUGCAGCAGCGACCGCUGUGGAGCCAGGGGGCCGAGAGGAGGGAGAGCCUGGCAGAAAGCAGCAGCAGCAGCAGCAGCAGCCUCUCCCAGCUGAAGCAUCGGAGCCAGGGACCAGAGCAGCUGUCUGGCUCCCCCAGGCAAACUCUGCACUCUGCAGAUCCCGUUCACCCUGCCUACCCCUCGUCCCGGGAGCCCGGCUCCGUGCAGAAGCCUUCCAGCUUCCUUUUCCGCUCUUCCUCCCGGAACAACAUGCAGCGGGGCUCCGGUUCCUUCUCGCCAGACCUCUCCCCUUCUGAGCUCAGGAACCAGCGGAGGCUGCGUGCCGGAUCGCAGGCCCAGGACGAGAGGGAGCACGCGGCUCAACUGCGCAAGGCCAUCGAGUCCCAGCUGAACGUCACUCUGGCCGAAGACUUGGGCGAGGCGCUGGCCAACGGGGUGGUCCUCUGCCAGCUGGUGAACCACCGCCCUCGGGCUGUGCCCUUCAUCCACGUGCCCUCCCCGGCUGUGCCAAAGCUGAACGCCAUCAAAAGCCGGAAGAACGUGGACAGCUUCUUGGCCGCCUGCCGCCAGAUGGGGCUCCCGGAGGAGUCUCUCUGCUCCCCCCACCACGUGCUGGAAGAGGAGGGUCUGCCCCGCGUGGCCAAGACGGUUCGGACUCUGCUGGCAACGGGCUGCGCUGCCCCACCUCCGGGGCGCCAGAAGACCUAGGUGGCACCGGACAGGGUGGCCUAGGCGGACUGGA
Lacerta agilis (Sand lizard) is the source of this 2088-nucleotide messenger RNA. It is a transcript of the gene LRCH4, whose product is annotated as leucine rich repeats and calponin homology domain containing 4. The record is from RefSeq and is a predicted model, not a curated record. Gene Ontology annotation, molecular function: protein binding. NCBI's taxonomy places the organism in Eukaryota, Metazoa, Chordata, Lepidosauria, Squamata, Lacertidae.